Cygnus atratus (black swan) is the source of this 1146-nucleotide messenger RNA. RefSeq lists its product as uncharacterized. Bases 100 to 1146 code for a protein of 348 amino acids. The transcript has 6 exons. The record is from RefSeq and is a predicted model, not a curated record. NCBI's taxonomy places the organism in Eukaryota, Metazoa, Chordata, Aves, Anseriformes, Anatidae.
AAGAGCUUGACAGCAGCACAGACUCCAAGGAUUCUUUGCUUCUGCCAGAGCCCUGCGGACCAGGACACAGCCGCUGCAGUACCAGGCUACGUGUCCCCGAUGGACUUCCUGCGCCAAAACCAGGGCCCUGGCCGUGCUCCAGCACAGGACGCUCGGAGGAUGUUGGCGGAGCAAGAGGAGCGUCGUAAAAGCCAACUACAGAUGAGCGGGAAUCUCUUCAUCAAGCAGUUCUUGCUUUUGCUGAAUCAGAAGCAGCCGGCUGAAGACAUCAAAAAGCAAUACAUGGAAAAGGUGCUGCACGCAGUGUUCUUCUUCGGGAGGGUGCACAAGAGGAUGGUGAAACCCACUGACUUCCUAGGGUCCCAGGUUUGCCAGACUCUGCAGGCGAAGUUCCCCAGACCGUUCCAACAGUACGGCACCCACCUCCCCGGCCUGACGCCCUACUCCAUCCUGCUGCAAUUCGGCUCUGAAGUAGCAGGCUGCAGCACCCAAGAGCAAAUGGAGUCUUUCUUGCGUGACUUUAACAACACUCUGCAAGAAGAAUUGGAGCGAGAAGCCAACAUGAAGCCCAGUGAGUUCACCUUCAGAGCUGCAAUUGUUGCCUUCAGCAUCUACAGAGACCCCGAGGAUGGAGCAGCCCCUCCUCUCUUUUAUGGAGCAUCCCUGUCCUGCAGCGGGCUGCUGGAGAGGAAGAUCAUGAUUGACGUCCUGUGCAUAAAGACGUGGCACAAGGCGGUGGCAUUCGCGGUGCACCACGGGGAGCACAAUCUGGCCAUCGUCUUCCCUGAUGGGGUACAGUGCCGGGCCUUCUACUACAGUCACGGAGCCUUCAUGGAAAAGCAGCCCUGCAUGAAAUGCAGGGAGAUGUUCCACGUCGACUUCCAGCCACCUGCAGACAGCACCGGGGAAAAUUCCCAGUGGCUAUACGGUAACUGUGCCGAGAACGAGAGCCUGAGCAAACUGCUGCAGGGCAUCCCAGGGCUGCAGGAGAAGGUUGUCUCGACACACACUCCCCCCCAGCCAAACACCUACCAGGCCAUUGAACAAGAAUUUACAGACAUCAUAGAAAACAGUUUUAGAAAUCACCUUUACCAGUUGCUUCAGGAAAAUAAUUUUUCUUCUUACCUUCCUCUUCAAUUCUUCUGA